UGCAGUUUUUUGUACGUAUUGAGACUUCUCUCAAAAUAUCUGAAAAAAUUUAAAUAGGUUUUCGAAAUUUUCGGUAGUCAUGGUAAGACAUCGGUUGCUCAGUGCGAUUCUACCCAGGGUUCAAUCGCUGGGAAAAUAUCGAUCCACAUUUGUGCAGGGAACCCGCUUGGAGUAUUUUUCUUAUAGUUCUCAACGCAAUCAGAUGGAGGCUCCUCCGAUUGUGGUGAUGCACGACCUCAAUCUCUCCUCGGCAUCCUGGCAAAGUGUGGCGAGUCAUCUAAGUCAGGAAGGACUUCGCCAGGUGAUCACAGUGGAUGCCCGAAAUCACGGUCUAAGUCCUCACAUUUCAGGGCACUCGCCAUUGCACUUAGCUGCCGAUGUACAAGCCCUGAUGGGACAUCAAAGCCUCAACAAGAUUGUGGCUCUGGGACAUGGAAUGGGUGGACGGGCUAUGAUGACAUUGGCUCUCACUCAGCCUCAGUUGGUGGAGCGGGUUAUCCUGGUGGACAUCACACCGGCUCCAGUGCCCAGCAAUUUCUAUCUUACUCGGCAGGUUUUCGAGAUGAUGAUUGAAGUGGCACCCACUAUUCCACCGAAUCUCUCGCUCUCCGAAGGACGCAUGUUCGUCCUGCCACUCUUCGAGAAUAUUGUGCAGGAUUCCCACGAGCUCCGUCGAGUGAUUCAAAAUCUUCGCAAGCUGGAGGACGAUUCUUUCGGCUGGUCGGUGAAUCCGCAAGCGGUGCUCAGUUCUUGGGCGGAACUGAUGAUCGAUUACGAGGCCACUUUGGGUGGACUGAGUCCCUUCAUGGGCGAAGUGCUCCUCAUCGCAGGUUCCCAGUCGGAGUUCGUUACCUCGUCCAGUAUCUCUGUGAUGCAGAGGUACUUCCCCAACACCGUGGUACAAAUUCUCGACGGGGGACACUGUGUGUACGAGGAUCAACCUGAGCAAUUUGUGGAACUCGUAGUGGAGUUCACACAAGUCUGCUUAGUUUGCUAAGGAAACCAUUCUUUGGUUCACCUUUUUAGGAGCACUCCCCUCUUCCCCGAAAUUGAAAAUUUUUACUCUCAGUGACUGAGUGCUAAAAUUUCAGCAUUCAAUAUACUCCGACGAUAAUUGCGCUGUCAGCACAAUGGAAGCCGCAGGAAAAAAGAGCUGAAUGGCGUGGCGAUUUGUGGGGCUGCAGCCAAAAUCGAUGGGAAAUCAACGUGGCAGCCAAUCGAACCGAUACCCGAUACUGGAUGUACGGGAUACUCGAUACUCGAUACUUGAGGAGUCAGGUGCUCGAAGGAGCAAGGAAGAUUGGCGCACAAAGGCCAAUCCCUCAACCCGACAAUUUGCCAAUAAAGCAGCCGAAGGUGAGGCGAAAUGCGAAGUGCGCCACAAUGCGAUACAAUUUA
Drosophila ficusphila is the source of this 1398-nucleotide messenger RNA. RefSeq names its product protein ABHD11. NCBI's taxonomy places the organism in Eukaryota, Metazoa, Arthropoda, Insecta, Diptera, Drosophilidae. Gene Ontology annotation, cellular component: mitochondrion. The transcript has 2 exons. The record is from RefSeq and is a predicted model, not a curated record. Bases 80 to 997 code for a protein of 305 amino acids.